AUGCCUAUGGUACGCGUCCAGAUGCAACCCAUAGAUGCCGUGGGCUUCACGUUAACAAAAAGCUACGUAGACCAGCUAACCCACAACCCACUUCGAAUGGCUGUCUCCUUUUGCCGUGCAAUUCGCCACGAACGUUAUCCCGCAGGCCAAAGCCAACAGGGCCAGCAGCAGCAGCCAGGUGCAGGGCCACCCCAGGACCCUGAGUCAGAUAGCACGCAGCAGGCAGCAGUUGCCAAUCUGUCGGACAAAGAUCCAUUGCAGGUCGCCGUGGUGUCCUAUGAACGGAGCUACACGCACCGAGCCGACUCGCCUGCCGUGGCGGCCAGCGUGCUGCUUACCUUUGACGUGAGCCGCAUCAGCGGCGCUCCAAUGCCACUUCCGGAGCGCCUGACGGCAUUGCGUGAGGGGCGCUUCGCGCGCGAGGAGUUGGGCCUUUUCCGCGAGCUCCAGUGCGUGCUGUCGGAGCACUCUCUCAACAAAAUGGAACAGCGCAUCACGAAAGGCGCACCGCUGGAGAAGGCAUUGCUGGCCCAGAUGGACAGCGGUGACGCCGCAGCCGCGGAGCAGCAGGUGGCCAUCAUGGAGCGUCGGAGGCAGCAGCAGCAGCUGCAGCAGCAACAACAGCAACUAAUAACCGUCGGUAACCUGCCAACGGUGACGGAGGAGCCGGAGGGCCAGCAGGGCGAGGGCGGCACACAGGAGCAGCGAUCAGAGGUGCUCAAGCUGCCACCGCCGCAGCCAACCGCCCAAGCACAGCUGCAGCCGGGGCAGCCCGCUGAGGCAUCCUUGCAGGCCGCAGGAACCGACGCCGAAGGUUCUGGAGCUGAGCAGCAGCAGCCCAUGCAACAGGAAUUACAGCCUGUCGAUCCGAACCCCGUUGCCGGGUUUGACCCGCGCAUAGUCCCGCCGCAUGCGACAAUCAUGGAUCCCAUGUACGCCUUCCAAUGGCUUGACGAGAAUGGCCUGAUGGUGUAUGUGCCCGACCCUCUCAAGCGGCCCGGUCGUGAGCGGCCCGCGCGGCGUUACGACCAGGACAAAGAGAUUAUCCGCACAUACGUACGGCGGCCAGUGAAGGCCGCCUCGCUGCGGGGCGAGUCCCGGCUGUACCGACUUGACAUUGAGCUGGGUCGACUGGAGUUCCUGGUGCACCCCGCCAUGGCACAAGAGGACCUGUUGGUAGGGUCUAGGGAGGUCUCCUGGGGUCCUGGGCGAUCAUGGCGUUGGGACUGGGGCGGCGCAUGGGGGUUAUGGCAGGGGUCCAAACGACAACAAGAACGUGUCCCCGUGUCUCGUGAACAGGCCGCCCGGCUGCUGGCGAUGUUCCGCGACUUCAAGCGCCGUGAGGCGGUGGGCCUGGUCAUGUUCUAUGCCAACAAGCUGGCAGCGCUGGAGGACUCGAUGCUGGGCGCCCGGGAGAAGCUGUUCACGCUGCAGGCAACGGAGGCACAAAGCGAUGAGGUCCUGGACGCGUACGCUAUGCUCACGAAGAUUGAGCGCGAGGUGGCCGAGAUGCGGCAGCUGAAGGAGGAAGAGGAGGCGCUGCUCACCCGAACAGUGCGAUCGAUAGAACAGCUCUAUGGCCAGAUCCAGGGGCUGCGGCGCCAGCAGGGCUUCGCCCUCACCAACCUGGAGCUCACGGUGCAAACCAAGCCGCCGCAGGAGCUAGCAUGGCAGCAGGUAACGUGUCGCACGAGGGCGGGCGGGGGCGAACUGACGCGGGAGCGCCUGGACGUGCUGCUUGUUGCGGCUGAGAUGGAGGAGAUCGCGGGGCUGCCCAAGUUUCCGGAGCCACUGCCCGUGCCGGACAUGGCCGAUUUCCCGCUGCCCCAAGUCAACCCGGGCCCCAAGAUUGGCGCAGCCGGACAAGGGAUAGCGCCUCUUGGAUCGGGCAUGGGCAUGGGCGGAUAUUCGGGGCUUAUGGACCCACUGGCUGCCGCGACGGCGACAGCACAGAAGCCGUUUGUGUUCCGGAUCCGGCGCUGUGAGAGCACGUGUGCGGCGCACGCGGCUGCCCUGGCGGACGUCAUUGCGCGUCUGGAGUCACUGAAGAACCGGCCCUCGGCAGACCCCGAGGACGCCGACCUGAAGGCGGUGGAAGAGCAGGCGGCGCUGGUGGGUCGUGCGCCUCGGCGUGUGUCCAUGACCAGCGAGGAGCAGCUGGAGCUGCAGAUUAAGGCGGCGGAGAUGGUGAAGAAAGGCCAGAUCUUCGUGAGCCGGAUGCCUCAGCUGUCACCCAUCUUGACCAUCAGCCAAAGGGACCCACAGCAGCAAAUGCCGAUGGUCAUGUCGGCGCAGCCAGGGCAGGAGCAGUAUCAGCAGCCUGGCGGAGGGCCCUUCCCAGUGGCGCCAUUUCAGCCCCCGCCACCACAGCUGCCGCCCAAGCCGAACCUGAAGCAGGGCAGCAAGGGCAGGUAUUACGUGAAGCUGUUCGUCAACGACUAUUACGUGGACUCAUCCGAGGUUGCUUCGCUGGGCGACAACUUCGCGGGCGACUUUAAAGACACCUUCACCAUCCAGGUGUCCCGUUUCCCUGAGUCCAUCAGCGCCAUGCUGUUCGAGCGCCACACGCUGCGGGACAGCUACAUCGGGCAGGUGUACAUCGCCAUCCCGGGCCUAGCGGGGAGCGCCCAUGUGGACGCGCAGGCGCGACCCUACCAGUUCACGGCACUGACGCCGUUGCGGCCGCGACUGCCAACACAGGGCCCCGGCCCUGUGCCACUCAUGCCCGACACCCAAUUCCAAGACUCCUCUUACAACUUCAAUACCAUCUUCCCAGCCGGCGUCAUGUACGUGCGGUGCGGCUGGGUUUCGGAUCGUACCCCACCCGGCAGCCGCCUGGCUGACACGGUACAGCCCAACGCCGUCAUCACGUACGACAACCCGCUGGCUGAGCGGACCGCCGCCAACAGCCCGCUGCGGGGCCAGCCGGCAGCAGCGACCUGGAACGACAUCGAGGCGGGCAAGAGCCUGAUGCCACCACGCGCGUCGGUGCCUAUCGACCGUAUGCUGCGCCGAGCGGCGGAGCGGAUAGGCGGCAAGGCCAACCGCGCGCAGAUCAUGCGCUGGUUGAAUGAGCACGUGAUUGACCCCAACGACCCGCGCAAUGCGCCUCUCCUGGAGCUGCUAAAGACACACGAGGCCAACGCCAGCGCCCUGGGCGACCUGUUCCGAUUGGACAUAUUCCCGGACGUGGCAAUGAGGGAGGACCGCGCGGCUGCCAGGCGCAUGAACGUGCUCCAGCGGCGCUGGCUGGCGGGCAUCUACCGCGCCCCGGACAGGAGCCUGCUUAAAGGCGUUCGUUCGGUGGCCAUUCCCGCACCGUUGACCGCUGCCGAGACGGACAAGCUGGAAAACCAAUACCUGGAUCAGUUGGCGCUGCUGGAGCAAGCCAGCGAGGGCACACAGCUGGCACUGGCCCGUGUCAUGAUGGCGCGACAUGAGAAGGCCAUGCAGCUCCAGAUUGGUGCAUUGCUGAGCAACGCCAUUAAGGAGCGCGAGGAGCGCAUCCGUGCCUUUGCGUUGCGUGUACGCACCGCCGCUGCCCGUGUGGCCGGCGGUCUGCUGAUGGCUCGGCGCUUUCGCACCGAAGACGUGGUCAACGAUAUGCCGUUGCCACAAUUCAAGUUGGAACUAGGUGUCAUCACGCAGCUGCUGGCGCCACGGAGACCGCUAAAGCGCUCCAGGAAGCUGGUCAAGUCGAUCAUGACGUCGGUGCCCCGGGAGACGCAGCUCAUGGUGACUGUCCAGCGAGCCGCAAACCUACCCGCCAGGAUGGUCAAUGAAGGAACUGGCAGCGGUGGGGCCGGAUACGGGGCCGCUGGCGGUGGUGGGGGCCGCGGCCGCACUCCGCGGCGGCAGGGCCGCUUCGGCGGCGGCGGCGGCGGCGGCGGUUACGAUGACGCCGACGGACAGACGGAGGAGGGCUUCUUGAGCGCUACCGACCGAGAGACGCAGCAGCGCAACUGCUUCGUUGAGGUUCGAUUCCGAUCGUUGGUUCGGCGGACGGAGGCAGUGCCCGGGGAGUUUCCCCUUUUUAACGAACAGAUUGACCUGGAUGUCUUCCGAGACGAUGGCAGCGACCAGCAGCAGAAGGGUGCCGAGGAGGGCUCGGGGCUGGAGCCCAGCCCCAGCGCACUGCAGGCCAACAACGACCUCAUCACCCUCAACGUCUUCGACGAGUUGAUCGUAGAUCCCUCUGAAGCGGCGACUACGCGGCGACGUAGGCCAGGGGAUGAGGAGCUGGGUGACCCCGUGCGUCUGCCCGAGCGCGAGAGGCGCUUCCUAGGCUGCGUCCGGGUGCCACUGUCCGCCGUUUACCAGCUGCAGGUGCUGGAGGGGACAUUCAAGCUGGAAGCACCGCCCGUGGUGCUCGGGUACGUGCAGACGAGCGACCGGCCGGCCACGUUGACGCUGCACAUGACCAUGCGCCCGCGCUUGGCUGCCCCUGCCGGCGAGCUGGAUGAGCGGGUCACCAGCUCAGAGCAGGCGCAGGUCAACCGGCAUGCGCAAAAGUGGCUGGCAGCGUUGCUGGCAAGACCCGAGUGCCGAUCGCGGAUCCUGAAGGUCAUGGCGGUGGACGCGGACGGCGCGGCCGUCCUGGUGUGCCGCUACAUCGCACCGAUGCCGCUGCCACCGCCGCUGGCUCAGUUGGUGGCAGCGGGCGGCGACGCGGCGGCGGCGGGCGGUGUGGAGGCUCUGAUGCUCAAGGUGGCCCGGUUCGUGGCACACUUGCCGUACAUGGAGGACGUGGGGAUCCAGAAGCAACGCAACGAUAUCUGGACCACCAAUGCGGAGUUCCUGCACCUGACUGGGGGGGAUUUCGAGGAGCACGCGCAUCUGCUGGCGGGCUACUUCCUGCAGCUGGGAUUGCAGUGUUUCGUGGUUAUGGGCACCGCCAUCUGCGGUGCACGCAGCCACUAUGUGCUGACCACCGGCCAGCCCGCCGCCAGCUCCUCGCUGCCGCAGCAGCAGCCGCCCGCGCUGGAUCUGAACCUAGCGCUGCUGCGGUUAUGGAAUCCCGUGACCGGCACCGUGAUGGCGGUGAAGGACCCCACGGGGGAGCUGCGCGAGGUGGGUCAGCUGUACGACGGAACCAACAUCUGGGCGAAUUCACAGUCCACGGGGCGGCCUUGGGAGAUGCGAUGGAACCUGGGAGCCGCCAAGGAUUGGCACCCGUUCUUUGGAGUGGCACUUCCAUCCAGGGAAAUCGCCAGCCUGCAGACCACUCCGCUGUAUGAGGAGCUGGACAGCCGGUUUUAUGAGGAGCUGGAGAGCCGGGUGGAGAAGCGGGUGGAGGAGGCGCUCAGCAAAGCGCGGUCUAUCUUUGUUACAAAACCCGACAAUAAGGUGUCCCGGCUGCUUAAGAGCCUCCUCAAGGAGAUGCGCGAGGUUCAUGAAAAGAUCGCUGCAGCCUCCCUGAAGGCCAGUUCAGAGCUGGCGGAGACGGGUGGCAAAGGCCCUACAGGUGUGCCCGCCUACCUGGGCGAGCGGCACAAGCUCAUACAGGGCCUGCAGGCUAGCCACAACGAGCGCAUCCGGCGGGAGUCCCGAGCUGAGGCGGUACACGGCCACAUCCUGGCCAUGUCCUUCAGCGACCGCUACCUGGAGGCCGUCAGCGAGGCGGUCACAAACACAGGUAUUCACCGCAUCGCCGACGAGCGGGUGAAGUUCUCCACAGCCGUCUACGUGGAGCCCCUAGGGGCGGCUUUCGGGAUGUGCGCCAGGCGUGCAUUCGCCUAUGCGUUAUUCGCUAAGCGCCGCUUGGACUUGAACUUCCGCAAUUAUUCCGCACACAUCCACCUACCGGCAAUUAACCCCAAAACCGGCACCUCACGGCAAAGGCGGCAUGCUUCCGCGGGCUGGGAUUCCGACCCGAAAGGGUUACGUGACGCGACGGCCACGGUACAAGACCAGGACCGGCCCAAAACGGGCCUACCUGAGCUACAAUGCAGGCAGGAGAAGGAGAGAUACCCGGACUGA
Messenger RNA from Volvox carteri f. nagariensis, 5979 nucleotides. RefSeq lists its product as uncharacterized. Gene Ontology annotation, cellular component: ciliary transition zone. NCBI's taxonomy places the organism in Eukaryota, Viridiplantae, Chlorophyta, Chlorophyceae, Chlamydomonadales, Volvocaceae. The transcript is spliced from 38 exons. The record is from RefSeq and is a predicted model, not a curated record. The coding region runs from base 1 to 5979 and encodes 1992 amino acids. Gene Ontology annotation, biological process: non-motile cilium assembly; protein localization to ciliary transition zone.